Molecule: messenger RNA, 1695 nt
Organism: Cheilinus undulatus (humphead wrasse)
Lineage: Eukaryota; Metazoa; Chordata; Actinopteri; Labriformes; Labridae
Product: regulator of G-protein signaling 1
Exons: 6
Coding region: 436-1434 (332 amino acids)
Source: RefSeq, a predicted model, not a curated record
UGAAGGUGUGGCAGAGAGCCGCACUCAGUCAGUCUGAGGGUCAUGUGACUCAGAGUAUAACUACAGUGAUCGGACAAACUUGUAGGUCUGAGUUAGUGCACUCACAGCUGUGUAAUUGUGUUGUAGUAGUCUUUUGUGUAGCUGUGAAGUUGUUCUUGUGUAGUUGUGUGACUGUUGUGUAGUUGUUGGGUAGUCAUUGUGGUGGUGUCUCUUUAUCCUGAUCUCAGUAGAAGCUCUCUCCGGGACUCUCUCUCGGUGUUUGACCGCAGCAGGGUCGUUUCUGUUCGGCUUUCUUUGUCUUUUCCACUUCGUGGAUAUAAAAUCUGCUCUGUUGCAUUCCUGAGAGUUCAGCGCGUGCACGUGUGGCACCUGAGCAGCAGGAAGUGAUCGAGUUGACAUGGAGCGACAUUAACACCUGCAACAGCACCAGCGGCCAUGAGGAGGUUCAGCUCAGAAGGUUCCCUCCUGGACCUGGACUUCUUCCCGUGGCGGAGGGUGGGUCUGAAGCACCAGGAUAAUGAAAGGUGCCGGGACUCGGGCACCUACAGGCCUCACCUGGAGGACAAUGAGCCUGAAGAGAGGCAGGGCUGGGAGACACCCACCAUCCUGGAGCCGAGUGAGGAUGAGGCAGGGAGGGGUGAGCUGAGGAGGGAGCAAAGCUUGAGCGUGGAGGAACUGAGCGAGCUGCGUAAACACAACCAACUACGGGUGAUGAGCGAGGGCUGCCGGGCCUACAGCGAUGGACAGAUCGCCCCCGACAACCAGGGCAGCACGGAGAGCGUGGGGCAGGACCAGCCACCUCCUCCUUCGCCAUCCUUUUCCUCCUCCUCCAACCCGUUUAAACGGACACACGGCCAUCACCGAGCCAAACUGUCAGCUGCCAAACUUCACCUGAAGAGUCUCUUUGGACAGAGUCCUCACUCGUCAAACUCUAACCUGUUCAACCCAGAUCAGAAGGACAGCGUGGUGGAGCGACGCUCUCGGCUGCACUUUAUGCGUCAGUGGUCUCAGGUCGGACACGGUAAGAAGAGGAACAUCAGCAGGGAGGAGCUAGAGGAGUGGGCAAAGUCUCUGGAUGCCCUGCUGGCCAGUCAAAGUGGAAUUCAGGUGUUUGGUGCAUUCCUGCGCUCAGAGUUUAGUGAGGAGAAUCUUCAGUUUUAUCUCGCCUGUGAACAGUACAAACAAUCAUCGAACAACUUCAGUCUGCAGAGGAGAGCACGGGACAUUACCACCACCUACAUCCAGCCAGGAUCACCGCGAGAGGUGAACCUGGACAGUAAGACGCGCGAGCUGACCCUCCAGCUGCUUCAGGCUCCAUCUCACAAGUCUCUGUCCCACGCUCAGAAAAGGAUCUACUCCCUGUUAGACACCGACUGUUACCCACGAUUCCUCCAGUCCAAGAUCUACCUGUCCCUGCUGAACCCUGAGGAUUGAGGACAGUUCAGGGACAGGUUGGAGAGACUGCUGGAUCUCACAGGAUGAAAGGACUAAAAGACAGACAGGUUCUGGAGUGAGGUACCUAGAUAUCAGAUCAAACCCUCAUCUCCCACGUCUUUAUGCUUAGCUAAGCUAAGCUAACUUUGUCGUGAUGGUGGGAUGGACUUGAAAAGAUGCUGAUCAUGAAUUGAACAGUUUCUAAUUGAACAGAAGACUGAUCACUGAAUAUUUAAUCACAUUAAAUCAAUUUAAACUUCA